Messenger RNA from Echinostoma caproni, 219 nucleotides. The record is from the annotation of a GenBank genome assembly. NCBI's taxonomy places the organism in Eukaryota, Metazoa, Platyhelminthes, Trematoda, Plagiorchiida, Echinostomatidae.
AUGUAUCCCUACCCUUCGUACAAACGUCGUCGAGCCUAUCUGAUGAACAGCAGCUACGAACGUCGACGAGCCCGUAUAAAGCAACGUAGCGAGCUGGAAGGAUCCACUGAGGACGAUGUGAGCGAUUGGAGCGAAUCGGUCAUGAAAAACGGACUGAAACCGAAAGGACCUACGUUUACCAGUCAACUAUCUUGCGAGUCCGCCUCACCCCCGAGCUAG